AUGGGGUCCUAUUGUGUCUGCAAAUCAGCCCCCGUUCGCAAGCUCGAAGCCGAACUCUCCUCGCUCGCUCAUAGACCCGCUUGCGCAAGAUCCAGAUCAUCGAUCGAGGAGAUAUCUGAACUAUUGGACUUUGUUCUCUAUGACACCCCCAAAGAUAAUCCAUUCCGCGACCUCAUUGCGAUGGCGUACCAGCAGGCAAUAUUGUUACAGGCGAUUAUUGCCAGUUCAGCUUUGCAUAUGUCAAACGCCUAUCAAACGGUCAUCAAGUUCUUCAAGCAUCUUAACAACGAGGGCCUCGACUCAGAGCAGCACAAGCUUAGCGGGCUCCCUAUCGAUUAG
Molecule: messenger RNA, 339 nt
Organism: Colletotrichum aenigma
Lineage: Eukaryota; Fungi; Ascomycota; Sordariomycetes; Glomerellales; Glomerellaceae
Exons: 2
Coding region: 1-339 (112 amino acids)
Source: RefSeq, a predicted model, not a curated record